UCCUUACUCCUUAGUGAACCAACAUGCAUAUUCACUAGCUAGCUACUUAAACAAUACAAAUAUAAAUUCUAGCUAGUAAUAGUAACAAAUUAAAAAAAAAUUAUGGGAAGCAUAGAUUUACAACUAGAAAAUGUUAAUGAGGAUGCUGAGCUCCUCAAGGCUCACGCCGAGGUGUACAACCAUCUCUUUGCCUACGCCGAUACCCUUGCCUUAAGAGCUGCUAUAGAUCUCCGCAUUGCGGAUAUCAUACACUCUCAUGGCCACCCAAUGAGUUUAUCUCAAAUAGCCUCGAAACUCGAGUCACCCUCCCCUGAUGUCACGUGCCUUGCACGUGUCAUGCGGAUGCUAGUCCGUAAGAAAAUCUUUACUGUUGAUUAUAAUAAUACAUCAGGUGAAGAAAUCGUACCCUUAUAUGGUCUAACCACGACUUCUAUGUGGCUCUUGCAUGACCAAGACCUAAGCCUUGCUCCUAUGUUUUUAACAUUUACACACCCUUGGAUCAUAUCUGCAUGGUUUGAGAUUAGCCGUUCGAUCAAGGAGGGUGGGACCCCGUUCGAAAAGGCGUAUGGCCAAUCGUUUUGGGAGAGGGCAGCUGAGGACCCUGAGUUUAACACAAUGUUUAACACUGGGAUGGCAGCUGCUACUAAGCCAGCCUUAGAUGCUGUUGUUAAAGGGUAUAAGGAUGGUUUUAGUGAAUUAAAAGGUACUCUUAUUGAUGUUGGAGGUGGAAUUGGAAGGAUGAUAGCCAAAAUUGUUAAGGCUUACCCUCAUAUUAAGGGUAUUAACCUUGACUUGCCUCAUGUUGUGGCUAGUGCCCCACAACAUCCUGGUGUCACCCACGUUGGAGGUGACAUGUUUAAGGAGAUUCCUAAUGCAGACGCUAUCAUUUUCAAGUCCAUUUUACACGACUGGACGGAUGAACACUGUUUAAAAAUCCUAAAGAACUGUAAAAAGGCGGUAUCCCAAAGCAAAGGGAAGGUGAUUAUUGUGGACGUAAUUCUAAAUCCUGAUGGAAAAGGGUUGUUCGACGACGCGGUCAUAGGCUGUGAUCUUUGGUUGAUGGCAGAUUGUGUUGGUGGAAAAGAGAGAACUGAGGAGGAAUGGAGGAAAUUGUUGAAAGAAGCUGGUUUUACUACCCUCAAUGUCAUCCGCCUUCCUACUAUUAUGUCAUUAUCGAUCAUCGAGGCUGUUCCUCAAUAGACCAGCUAGCAUGACUAGCUAGUUCCAGUGCACUUUCCAAUUGGUUGCAACAAAUAAUAAGUUGGGUUUGAGUUGGUUCGUAUUUGUAUCGUAUUAUGUGUUAGGUUUGGAUUUCUAGCUCCUAUAAGACGUAUUGUGUUGCGACGUAAUGAUGUGUUAAAAAUUACCAAGUUUUUAUUUUUAUUUUAUAAAGUAAGGAGAGGGUCCCUGAGCAAAUCUUAAUCUUCACGGUUUUUUUAGUUUGAUAUUUGUGGGUCAGAUACUCUAAAAGUGAGAGGAAAAAAGUAAGAAAUCCUCACUCUCAAAGUCAUUCUAGUGGAAAUUGAACCCCCAACCUUUUAAGUUGGAAGGCAUAACAUUUUCCAGUAGACCAAGCUUAGCUUGGUACGUAGCUACUAUAAUAUCCAUUGUACUUGUAUCUUAAAAGUACGUAGUACGUAUGAUGUACAUACGUGCAUGGUAAAUUUGGUAUAUGUACUUUAUUUGCAAAUUGUAUUAUGGUUUAAUAUAUUUAGCUUGUUAGAUAA
Molecule: messenger RNA, 1727 nt
Organism: Chenopodium quinoa (quinoa)
Lineage: Eukaryota; Viridiplantae; Streptophyta; Magnoliopsida; Caryophyllales; Amaranthaceae
Product: desmethylxanthohumol 6'-O-methyltransferase-like
Exons: 2
Coding region: 103-1200 (365 amino acids)
Biological process (GO): methylation
Molecular function (GO): S-adenosylmethionine-dependent methyltransferase activity; O-methyltransferase activity; protein dimerization activity
Source: RefSeq, a predicted model, not a curated record